This is a messenger RNA of Fopius arisanus, 3112 nucleotides long. RefSeq names its product glucose dehydrogenase [FAD, quinone]-like. Lineage: Eukaryota; Metazoa; Arthropoda; Insecta; Hymenoptera; Braconidae. Gene Ontology annotation, molecular function: flavin adenine dinucleotide binding; oxidoreductase activity, acting on CH-OH group of donors. The coding region runs from base 305 to 2506 and encodes 733 amino acids. The record is from RefSeq and is a predicted model, not a curated record. The transcript is spliced from 5 exons.
UGUCGACGGACAUCGGGGAUUGAGUUGAGGCUCUCGUGAUAAUGCAAUGCGAGUGUCACACAUGAGAUAAGAUAAAACAAUUGGUAUUGAUGACAUGCUGAUUGACAGUUCGAGCCCAAGAACGAUUUUGCGAGUACUUUUGCUGAUUUAACUCAACGCCUCACAUAGUAUGAAGAGUGAAACCAGUCGUAAAAGUUCAUCACCAUAAGUGAUAGUUCGAUCUACUCCUCCUGAAUCCACCAACUUGUAGGUGAGAACAACAAUUCUGUGAAGUCACAAUUUUUUUAUCCAGAAAAUCGUGAAGAUGUGGGUACCAGCGGACAUCAGUGAUCUGUGCGCAACACGUCCUACGAUCACGACGUGUCAACCACCGGCGAUGAUGUUCCUGGCGCUGGUGGUGCAUCUAUUCGGGUACUCAUCAGACAAUCGUCCCGAAAAGUCCUCUUUAUUCAAUAGUCUUGAAGACAUCGGAAGACCCUACGAAGCAGCUGAAGCUCUAGCCAUCAGUUGGGAAUCGAAAAAACUGACAACUCCGGAGCGCAAUGAUAAUUCCAUCGACGGAAAUGCGUCUGAUACGUUUUUUAAUAAUUUUUACGCGAAUAAUGUGACGGAUUCUUCGUCAUUCGUGGAGGAGUUCAACAGAAUUGUUGACGAUGAUGUUGAGAUCGUUAGGAUUGAGGAUGAACCUGAGGGUGAUCACGUUCUAGAAGUUCCGGGUGAAGAAUUCGGUCGGAGAAUCAUCGUAGAUUCACCUGGAAAUUCCGGUGCAAAAGCAACUUCCGUUAAGGUACCGGAUACUGCGGAAUUCCUGGAUGAUCAUUACGAUUUUAUUGUGAUCGGAGGUGGAUCUGCUGGAUGCGUUGUCGCAAAUCGUCUGUCCGAGGUUCACCGGUGGAAAGUUCUAUUGCUAGAAGCUGGAAUAGAGGAACCAGAAGCGGCGGAUGUGCCGUCAUUUGCACCGAUGAUGCAGGGCAGCAACAUUGAUUGGGGAUACCGAACUCAACCGGACAAGAAAGCUUGCCGAUCCCGAAGAGAAGGUGGCUGUCGAUGGGCCAGAGGCAAGGUGAUGGGCGGUUCAAGUAGUAUAAACUACAUGAUCUACAUCCGAGGUAAUCGAGAUGAUUACGACGAGUGGGCGAGACUGGGUAACAACGGUUGGGAUUACGAGCAGGUGUUGCCGUACUUCAUCAAAUCGGAGAGGAACAAGGACGUAGAGAUAGUCAAGGAUAAUCCCCACUACCACGGUACAACAGGUUACCUGAACGUCGAACGUUUUGAAUACAAAGAUGAGAACGCAGAAAUUGGGUUAGAUGCAUUUGAAGAAUUGGGAUACAAGCGAAUUGACGUGAAUGCAGCCCAUCAACUCGGUACGAUGGCAGUUCAAACUACAACACGCCACGGUGUCCGCCAAAGUACAAACGGGGCCUUCAUCAGGCCCAUAAGACACAAGCGUAAAAACCUUACAGUAAUAACGCAGGCCCACGUUAUCAGAAUCAUAAUCGAUCCGGAAACGAAACUAGCAUUGGGGGUGGAGUACCUCAGUACGAGAUCAGACGUUGUGAGAGUGGCGAUAGCAAGAAAAGAAGUGAUUCUUUCCGCAGGAGCUCUCAAUUCCCCAAAAGUCCUGAUGCUAUCGGGAAUUGGUCCCAAAGAGGAUCUAGAUCGUCUGGGGAUUCCUCUGAUUUACGAUUCAGCCGUGGGGUACAAUCUACAGGAUCACACGACAAUUGACGGGCUUGUCAUUCAGCUCGACAACAAGACAAGCCAUUCCGCGCAGUAUCCUCAGAUGAUUCAGGAUCUCUACGAAUACAAGGACAGCCACAGGGGGCCUCUUUCAACAACUGGUCCCGUCGCCACUUCCAUCUUCGUCCGGACUCCGUACGAAGAGUCCAUUCAGCUACCGGAUAUCCAGUAUAUCUACGACGUGGUGAAUGUUGAAGACUUCUACACGGAUCCUGCAUUUUAUGCGGAAAUGGCAAUAGCACCGAUUGCUUAUUACGACGGCCUGAUGCUCAGACCCAUUCUCCUGAAUCCUAACAGUCGUGGAGUGGUUAAGCUCAAUGACACUGAUCCCAUCUUUGGAGAUCCUUUGAUCUACGCCAAUACCUUUAGUGCGUAUCCUGAUCUGAACCGGAUGAUCGCUGCCAUUCAGAUGGCGAUGGCUUUGUUCGAUACAAAGGCCUUCAUCGAGAAUGGGUACAAGCUCAGGAAGGAUCCACUCCCUGCAUGUGCACAUGUGUCUUUUGGCACUGCUACUUAUUGGCAGUGUGUCGUCAUGGAGUACACUUCGACGAUUUUUCAUCCCGUUGGCACCUGCAAGAUGGGCCCUGCUCAUGAUCGAUUUGCUGUUGUUGAUCCUCAGCUUAGGGUUUAUGGAGUUGCUGGGCUCAGAGUCGUUGACGCAUCCAUCAUGCCGAUUAUUGUCCGUGGAAAUACUAAUGCACCGACAAUCAUGAUUGCUGAGAAAGCUAGUGAUAUGAUCAAGGAGUUCUGGUUGAAACGGUGAAGCUUGGGGUAUGUUUUCUGUGCUAGUGGUGGUGUGCCUUGCUAUGAGGAUUUGGAAAAUAGUAGAAAGUUAUCGAUCGUCGGUGGGUUUUUAAAGAUUUUUUUGAUUAGUUUGUUUUAUUUUAAUAAUUUAAUACUUCCCCUUGUAAAUGAGUAAAUUAAAUUUGACUAAUUAAUCCGAAUUUUACUGCAAUUUCAAGAAAUUACUGAGAAUUGUUUAUUGUCACGAAGUCCAUGUCUAAAAAAUCGUCAAAAAACUUGCAAAAAAAUUCCAAAAAAGGACGUCAGAUUUGCCCGUCAAAAAUCUCUUGUAAAAAAAUACCGGAAGCAUUUCGAAAGAAAAAAUGGCUAUGAUAACCGGUCAUAGAUGCUGUAGUCACAAGUACUUACGAGCUGCUGUCAAAAUAAAUGGGAAGUGUGGACUAUUGAGUGGUUUAUUUACCCGAGAGGAAUCCCUGAAGAAAUAGUUGGCAGGAAAAACAGACCAUGCAUAAUUUUCAAAUGGCCUGUUAAGUUUAGGGGCUUUUAACACUUUUUGGACGUGUCGGCUAUUUUUUCUUGAUAUAUUCUUUCUGCCUUUUCUGGACUUUAACAAUAUUUUUUAAGA